GCGAAUGAUACGGUUCCAGUGAAGGCGGGAGGAUGAGAAGCGGAACGUUUGGUGCGAAGCGCUGCUAGCUUUGUUUCUGGCGGGUAAACAACAACAGUAGGGAGAUGAUAUGUAGCUAGGUAACUCCAGUCAGUGGUCAGAGUUAGUAAACAUCAUUUCCGUAGCAUUUCAUAAAUAUGUUUGCUGGGUAGGCAGUUGAGUCCUUGUCAGUUUUGACGCGUACGCGGAGAGAAUUUUGACUAAGUUGCAAAGCUAACGUUUGUUUCUUCACGUCAACUAUUGGUCAUUUGACCCCCCCCCUGGCUUUGCCGAUUUCGACUGGUUCAGUGGAAUGGCCACAAGGAAGCCUGAGGAAACUGAUGACAGCCUUCCUUUUGCUGCGCUUCAGCUCCUGGCCCCGCCUGUGCGUCUGGUGUCUGCGGCUCUCUGGAAAGUGCUGAAGCAGAGGGACGUGAUGCAGUAUGGCGUUGUGGAGGAAUUUGUCACAUCGGCCUGCGAGACCGUGCCGGGGCUGCUCACCGUGAGACACCAGGGCAAACUGGCGCUGGGAUUGAGAGGACGGCUGAUCUUGGAGCUGUGCAGUACACAGCCUGAUGUGAAGGUGAUUCAGCCUCACCUGAAAAGGAUGCGUGCUCCAGCUGCCCCGUCAUCCUCUUCAGCUUCUACUGUGAAGAAGGAUGUCAAAAUUAUGAGAACAGUUGAGAGUUUCCAUUCGUUUAUUCACACACUGCUAACAGACCCAGCAGAGAGAGAACAGUUCUUCAGGGAAGAGUUUCCUGUGGAUUACGGUCCAAAGUUUGACGAGGAACUGGAGAAGCUGCUGUGGGAGUUUUUGAUUCGACUUGACCAGUUGCUUCCAGUUCCCAACCUAGCUCAGACUGUGUCAUGGCUCAGUGAAGCUCCCCCUGUCCUGGAGGAGUGUGCACGGUCAGCCACCCAGCCCCAGCUCCUGAACAUUUUGCUUCAGCAUCAAACCUGCCUUGGUCAUCUUGAUUCAGCAGCAUCCCUCCCUCCAAACAUGGGAGACUCCAUCCUGGAUUCACUUUCUCUGCCACUGUCUGGAAGAUUACCUUCGAAUCAACAAGCAGGAGCCAAAACGUCUGCUGUGGACCAGUCUAAUGGCACACAGGCAAGAGACAAAACACCAAUUAUUAUGCCUGUUAUCGGACUAAUAUCUAAUGAAGACGUACCAAUCAUGAUCUCUGCCGGUAAAACGGCACUGAGAGGUGAUGAGCCAGCCAGCUCAAAAGAUGCAACAAACAAGCACUCGGACCCAAAAGAGAACUUGAAAAUCACUGUGGUUAAACAGAGACAAAAAUCAAAUGACGAUGGAUUGAAAGAGGGCGAAGAACAGCUGGAGGACGAGAGGAACGCCUCACAAAGAAGCAGAGGAGAGAAACGCAAGCAACCUUACAAAAGACACCGUGAAUUCGAUGAGGAGGAGGAGGAGGAGGAGGAAGAGGAGGAGGAGGAGGAAGUGUUAGGCAUGACCAGAUCUAUGAAAAAGAGGGUAAGCAGGGUCAGGCCGGGUAGAGGUGACCAGAGAACAAAUGAGAGCGAAGAAGGUGGCGCAAAAACUGAAAGAAGUGAGGAGUGCAAAAGAGCAGUCCUGGCAACCUGUAUGACCCAACUGGGCGUCAAAACGCUCCAGCUGCCCGAAGAUCCAGCCCUCUGCUCCAUUUUUGUGUCCUGUCUGAGCAGCCAGCCCAGAGUUAUUAUCGAAAAACUUUCAGAGGCUUCUGCUAGCGCUAACAGGACUGGUAGAGGAGGAAAAUCCCCACAUAAGGAACAGCAGAGUCAGAGGAGGAAGUCACCAGUCAAAGCUCCAACACACAAAAGCAUGAGCAUCCAAUUUCAAAAGCCUGAAUCAGACGUUUCUGGCUUGGAUGAUAAAGAAAAUCAUCCUGUAUUACCGAGUUUAAGCAGCUCUUCCGCUCAACUACGGCGUAACACAGAGAUGUUGGCCCGUCCUGGAGACGGGGAAGACUACGUAGCUGAUUCUGAGGAUGAAGCAACAAAGAACUUCAAAGGCAGGCUGUUCAUGAAGCGCUACUACAAAACCAAACACGGCACAUACGUUCCCACCCUGAGGGAGUUCUGGAAACCCGGCAUGACACGGCGGGACUUGCUGUUCGCUGGCAGUAAACGCAGAUGAUAAAACGCACUUUCACUACCAAGUUUAGUAAACGCCAGAGAAUUUGGACGGUGGCAGAGCUGGAUUUCUCCACUGGCUACGAGUUAGUUAUCUUUCUCUUGAUUUAUGUUGUAAUUGUGGUUGCAUCAGAUUGAUUUUACCUUGAAUAAAUGGUACGUCAUCAUGAGAAACAAGCCCUGAGAAGCAAAUAAAACUGUGGGGAUUUUUUAAAUGUUACUGUACAGUUUGUAAAUAAAGAUCAGGCAGUAUCUGUUAUGUCUGUCACAAAUAAGUACUUUCAAUAUGUAAUAUGCUCAAUUAAUAAAGGUUUAUGGUGUUGCAGACAUUUUGUACGAGACAAAAUGAUCACUUUGGGCAU
Xiphias gladius (swordfish) is the source of this 2513-nucleotide messenger RNA. RefSeq names its product TERF1 (TRF1)-interacting nuclear factor 2 (gene tinf2). NCBI's taxonomy places the organism in Eukaryota, Metazoa, Chordata, Actinopteri, Istiophoriformes, Xiphiidae. Gene Ontology annotation, biological process: regulation of telomere maintenance via telomere lengthening; telomere capping. Gene Ontology annotation, molecular function: telomeric repeat DNA binding. Gene Ontology annotation, cellular component: shelterin complex. The transcript is spliced from 10 exons. The coding region runs from base 332 to 2155 and encodes 607 amino acids. The record is from RefSeq and is a predicted model, not a curated record.